This is a messenger RNA of Cladophialophora carrionii CBS 160.54, 1602 nucleotides long. RefSeq lists its product as uncharacterized. The transcript has a single exon. Gene Ontology annotation, biological process: protein processing; GPI anchor biosynthetic process. Gene Ontology annotation, molecular function: mannosyltransferase activity. The record is from RefSeq and is a predicted model, not a curated record. The coding region runs from base 1 to 1602 and encodes 533 amino acids. Gene Ontology annotation, cellular component: glycosylphosphatidylinositol-mannosyltransferase I complex; endoplasmic reticulum membrane. Lineage: Eukaryota; Fungi; Ascomycota; Eurotiomycetes; Chaetothyriales; Herpotrichiellaceae.
AUGCGCAGAAGAUCAACCUAUGUCACUCAUCCCAGUCGAGCUGUCGAUCCAGCAGACAUCCAAGUUCGCCCGACACAGCUGCUGCUUGGCGGCUUGAAGGCAGCUCGAGAAGAACGCCUGACUUUCGGAUUGGAGGAAUUACCAGCAGAAUUGGCGGAUCAUCUACGACAAUGUCACGAGCUUCACAUUCGAUGGGCACCUGAGCGGACGUACAACACCACCGCACCGUUCUUGUCGCGGAUUUCUCCAGGGUUACACGUCCAGUACACCCCCUUGAACGAGACUCAGUCCGAUCGACUUUGCGACCUUCUUCACAGACUAUUCGGAAAGCAACUGAGAUGUUACUCGCCCAACGCCACGUUCAUCAGCCCGCCUUUAGUGUCAGAACGCUUCGCUCAGACCUCAUCUCUCCAGUACUAUUCCUCCCUACCUUCUCUGAAGUAUUUGGUGGCGUACAUUUACCGGACCAGCUGCGCCCCAGACGAUCUCCAAUGUCUGCACACAGUAUCCCUCCUCAACAUCGCUGACUCAGUGGACGCGGACUACGACAGCAUCUCCCACGCCCUGACCUUCACCGUCUUCUGGUCCAAACAGCCUCCGGUGUUUUACGAUCCAAUCGGCGACUUCACGACUUUUGAUGCCUGGAACCUCGAUGUGCAGGCCAAAGGGGACGAUAGGGUGGAGGUGGGCAUCCUGAGCGCGGGUAAAGCCAGUGAACCGUCAGACCUGCAACUCUCGGGCUUUCUCACCGUGGUGGGAGAAGAUGAUCAUCCAAAGGCCACGCUGUUCAGCUUUCCUUCCCGUCAUCACUCUCUGAACCAGGACCAGGCGCGGGCUCAGAAGUACACCGUCUCAUUCGAUCGACCUACAGGGCUGCACCCGACGCUGCGGAUCUCCUUCCCGUCGGCCUCAUCACUGGUUGAGCCCAUCAAUAAGCCUGCUGACAGUGUCUGCGCGUUACAGACGUACCUGACGCUCCCGUCCCACAUCUUUGCCGACAAGUACGCCUUCCUCAGCAACGAUCCUCUUUUCCAGAACUCGCACCACCUUGGCCAGCUCCAUUCCAUUGCCGGCGAAACGGACCUCGAGGCCCCAGAUUACGCGGUCCAGAAAUGGGGCUCAACCAUGUUGUUAAGCAUCCAGACACCCAACAAUACUCUCGGCGGGACAAAGUCGAGCCGCGGAAGCUGGGACGUCACCAUUCCAUUGCAUCUGCGGUAUCUGGCCCCGAAUGACAAUGGCACCUCGGAAGUGGAUGUGCCUUGGCCUAUCGUAUUUUGGGCAUGCACCGCCGAGGAUGGGACCAAGUUCCCCGUCAACCCCUUCGACAGGACUCAGCUUGGCUUCGACGGGCUGUUCGGGCCUAGAACAAUGUUCUAUCACUUGGACCCUGCGCCCGACGGAGCCUCCUCCGGCAGGCUGGUGGAACGUAUCUCCAUCCCGGUCUUGAACCUCGAAGCCACCAGCUCGUGGUCGAUCCAGAUGCUGACGGUCGUCUCCAUCACGUUCGGCUUCCUGUGGGUGUUGAUGAAAUUGGCGCCGGCAUUCUGGCCUCGAGCUACCGCUGAUAAACAAGCUUCCGGCCAGAAGAAAGAGCAAUAA